UCUGUCUGUCUUCCUCGUCUCACCUCUGGAACAGCAUCUUAGGUUUCAACCCUUGAAUUAUAACCGUGUCAGUACAUGCUCCAGCCUACUCUGAAUGCAGCAGGGAAAUGAUUGAUAUGGGACCAGACCAGUCCUCUUCAGGAUUGUGAGACCUCCACUCUGAGAGUUAUAAUGAGUUAUCAUCAGAUUGAUAUGGGACCAGACCAGUCCUCUUCAGGAUUGUGAGACCUCCACUCUGAGAGUUAUAAUGAGUUAUCAUCAGGUGGCUAAGGGUGGAGCCAUCCCUAAAGAAAGACAUAAGGAUCUUGAUGAGACCAUGGACCCUGAUAUGAAGAGUGUCCAUGUGCAUAAAACAGACUUUCCUACACCCAGCUGGGAGUCCACUAGAAUACUGGAGAGUGACGGAGAACUAAGGAUCCAUAUGGAGAGACCAGAGUCACCAGCCCCCAGUUACCUAUCAAUGAAGAGUCACCAAUCUAUGGAAACACCUAAUUCUUUCAAGGAAGGAGACUUUACUCAAAAAGAGAUGGUCCAUCUGGAGAGAGCAGAGUCACCAUCCCAGAGUUGUGUAUCAGAGAAGACUCACCAAUCAAUAGAUCCUCCUGUCUCUUUCAAGGAGGAAACCUCUACUCAACAAGAAGACAUCCGACCAGGAGAGGUGGUAUGUGAUGUAUGUGAGGUCAAAGCUGUGAAGUCCUGUCAGACCUGCACUCAGUCCUACUGUGAGACCCACGUUAGGAAGCACUACACAGUACCUAAACUACAGAGACACACCCUGGUGGAUGUGACUGGAGACCUGUUCAGAGACACCCUGUAUAGAGGAGACGCCCUGUAUAGAGGAGACGCCCUGUAUAGAGGAGACCCCCUGUAUAGAGGAGACCCCCUGUAUAGAGGAGACCCCCUGUAUAGAGGAGACCCCCUGUAUAGAGGAGAUGCCCUGUAUAGAGGAGAUGCCCUGUAUAGAGGAGACCCCCUGUAUAGAGGAGACCCCCUGUAUAGAGGAGACCCCCUGUAUAGAGGAGACCCCCUGUAUAGAGGAGAUUCCCUGUAUAGAGGAGACCCCCUGUAUAGAGGAGACCCCCUGUAUAGAGGAGACCCCCUGUAUAGAGGAGACCCCCUGUAUAGAGGAGACACCCUGUAUAGAGGAGACACCCUGUAUAGAGGAGACACCCUGUAUAGAGGAGACACCCUGCAUAGAGGAGACUCCCUGUAUAAAGAAGACCUGCAGCAGAGACUCUGCCAGGAACACCACAGAGCUCUGGAGGUGUUCUGCAGGACAGACCAGGAGCUGAUCUGCAGUCUGUGUGUAGUAACAGAACACAAAGGACAUGAUACAGUCUAUGAUGAGAUAAAACAAGCAGGAAGACAGGUACCAGACGAAGAACACAACCAGAGACUGACUUUAAUUGAAGAAGAAGAUCCAGUUACCCCGACUACACAAGUGCCUCCCUUCCCUGGGAAGUUGGCCGGGAAAAGGUUGCAGCAUUUUCAGUGCCCAUCUGAGGUGUUAGGUGAACGCGUUGUCAAGAAGGAUGAGGCAUAUAGGGAAAUGGAAGUGAAAGAGCCAGUGCCAAAAGCCAGACAGUCUAAACCAAGGAAGGAGGGGUCCUCAGGAGCAACAACCCAAGAAGAAGAUCCAGUUACCCCGACUACACAAGUGCCUCCCUUCCCUGGGAAGUUGGCCGGGAAAAGGUUGCAGCAUUUUCAGUGCCCAUCUGAGGUGUUAGGUGAACGCGUUGUCAAGAAGGAUGAGGCAUAUAGGGAAAUGGAAGUGAAAGAGCCAGUGCCAAAAGCCAGACAGUCUAAACCAAGGAAGGAGGGGUCCUCAGGAGCAACAACCCAAGAAGAAGAUCCAGUUACCCCGACUACACAAGUGCCUCCCUUCCCUGGGAAGUUGGCCGGGAAAAGGUUGCAGCAUUUUCAGUGCCCAUCUGAGGUGUUAGGUGAACGCGUUGUCAAGAAGGAUGAGGCAUAUAGGGAAAUGGAAGUGAAAGAGCCAGUGCCAAAAGCCAGACAGUCUAAACCAAGGAAGGAGGGGUCCUCAGGAGCAACAACCCAAGAAGAAGAUCCAGUUACCCCGACUACACAAGUGCCUCCCUUCCCUGGGAAGUUGGCCGGGAAAAGGUUGCAGCAUUUUCAGUGCCCAUCUGAGGUGUUAGGUGAACGCGUUGUCAAGAAGGAUGAGGCAUAUAGGGAAAUGGAAGUGAAAGAGCCAGUGCCAAAAGCCAGACAGUCUAAACCAAGGAAGGAGGGGUCCUCAGGAGCAACAACCCAAGGACUCUGUCUCAGGGAGCUGUUGUCAAAGGCUGGACUGGAAGAUCAUUAUGAAAACAAGCUGACGUUAAGUUCUGUCCUUGAGAUAAAUGCUGAUACUACAUCAGAUGAACCCCUUACCACUAUGCAGUCACUUCCAGGGGCCUUCCUGAAGAAGUUAAUGAUGGCAAAUGUGAAUGCUAGGAGUGUGAAAUGUCUGACCACUGACCAGGAGGUUUCCUAUUAUGAUGUAGACAACCUGGACACUGACUCUGAUAGGAGCGAUGUCAUUAAUCCACUGGACCUGAUAACUGCCCUGUUUCUGUGUUCAGAUGGUUUCCUGCAGCAGGAGAUGGUCCAGAAAAUGUCCAUGUGUCAGUUUGCUGUUCCUCUUCUGCUGCCCAACUGUGACACAAAACAAAGCACUUUGAUGCUGUGGGCUUUGAGGGAUAUAGUGAAGAAGUUUAGAUCGUCUUCACAAACAGCCACAAUGGCUUUUGUAGAAGAGAGAAUAGUACUCUCUGAUGUUCCUAUGGUGUCAUUUGUUAAGUUAGGAGAGAUCAGCUUGUCCAAGUCUCAGAUCUUGAACAAGUUGCUAAGUAACCCUCAACAGUACCAUGACACAUUUGUUCAUUGUGAUAUGGAAUGUGGAGAUGCAUCUCGACAAAUCUCAGAUGGCCUCGUUGAAAUAAUUUGGUACCUUCCAUGUGGGAACAGAAACAUAGACAUUUUGACAGAGCCUGUGGCUGUUGCCAAUCUCAGAGGAGAUAUCAGGUCAUUUGAAAAACAGUUCUCCUUUCUGUGUCAAACAUCAGCGGCAGUUUACAUUUUCACUGAUGACUUAGAGGCAGAUUUCUUCAAGAUCUUGAAAAGCAAAAAAACUAAGGCAGAGUUAUUUCUGGUUGUCAACUCUCAAAGAAAAAUGUUCAGAGUAGACAUAUUGAAAAAACUUAUCAGAAACUGCGGUAUCAAUGAAAAAAACGUGAUUGUGAAAAAUAAACAGAAUGAUGCAGAAUUUGUCAAAAUCCUGCAGUCCUCUGUGGGUGACAUCAUCAAAAAAUGUCCAAACCGACUGACAAUUGAGAACAUGGCUGACAUGGCUCAACAGAUGGGGAUUCUGGUUGAUGAAGACUGUGAUGAGUGUCAGAGUGCCAGGAAGAUGGCAGAUGACAUCACCAGGAACAUCACAGACCCAAUCAAAUUCAAAAAUGAAAAGCUACCUUUACAAGGUCAAAUCUGGAAAGAGCUUUCCCAUUUGGAGAAAGAGAGAUGUAGGCUGAGAAAUGCAGGGGAUCAAGAAAUUGAACACUACAAGAGCUCUCUGAAGAAAAAGGAGAAAGAGCUGAGAGAGAGGCAACAUACAUUUGACAUGCCAGAUGCCAUGACAAGAUUCAUUUCAGGAUUGUCAGGUUCAGGAGCGGAGCGUUCCUAUUUCCUCAAAUGGAUGCGGAUAAAUCUGGACAAUCUGUCACGUCAGAACCUGUAUGCUUUGAGGGACCGGUACAAAGAUCUUUGCCAAAAUUCUCAGGAGAAAAAAGAUGACAUUAAAGAUUUGGAUAAGCAAUUAUCUGACUGUUCCUUGGGUCUUGAACACUUCCUGCGUGAGUUGGGACAGUUAUAUGAAGCUUCCUGCUCCCUUCCUGAAAGUAGCCAACAUCGGAAACAGAUGGAGAAUCUCCCUGGAUUGUGUGCUCAGAUGCUGUUGGAUGGUUUCCCCAUUGAGCUUGUGGAUGGAGAUGCAUCAAAUAUCCCUCUGAAGUGGAUAUCAGCUGUUCUGACUCAGCUUCAUACUCUUGUCCAAUCCAACAGCAAGGUCCGGGUUGUGACAGUUUUGGGGGUCCAAAGCACAGGGAAGUCCACUCUCCUCAACACCAUGUUUGGGGUUCAGUUUACUGUCAGCAGUGGAAGAUGCACUAGAGGGGCCUUCAUGCUACUGAUUAAAGUCAACAAAGAACUCAAGGAGGAGCUGAAAUGUGACUUCAUCAUGGUGAUCGACACAGAGGGGUUGAAAUCACCAGAGUUGGCUCAACUAGAUGACAGCCAUGAACAUGACAAUGAACUGGCCACACUGGUGAUAGGACUCAGUGAUGUCACUAUCAUCAACAUCGCCAUGGAGAACUCCACAGAGAUGAAAGACAUUCUGCAGAUUGCUGUUCAUGCUUUUAUCAGGAUGAAAGAAGUGGGGAAGAAGCCAGUAUGUCAUUUUGUGCACCAGAAUGUGUCAGACAUGUCUGCUCAUGACAACAACAUGAGAGACAGGAAGAAGUUGUUGGAACAGUUGAAUGAAAUGACCCAGGCAGCAGCCAGAAUGGAGAAGAAGGAGAAUAUCACCAAGUUCACUGAUGUGAUGGAGUAUGAUCCAGACACAAGCAGCUGCUACAUCCCAGGACUCUGGCAUGGGACUCCCCCGAUGGCUCCAGUCAAUGCAGGCUACAGUGAGGCGGUGUACAGCUUCAAGAAGACCUUAAUUAAAGAUUUCAGAAAACACCAGAGAAAUGAUGACUUGACACAUUUCCUGAAGUGGACACAAAGCUUGUGGGAGGCAGUGACAUUUGAGAAAUUCAUCUUUAGUUUCAGAAACAGCUUGGUUGCAGAUGCAUACUCCAGAUUAUGCUCUGAAUACAAUGGUUUGGAAUGGGCCUUCCAGAAAGAGAUGUAUACAUGGAUGGUGAGUGUUGAAACUAAAAUAUCCAAUAUUGGCAUGACAGAUCAACAUCCCCAGAGGUCCGUAAGAGAUGUGCUACAGGACUUGAUGAUAGAAGCAUCUGAGAAGAUUUCAGGGGGAGAAAAGAAAAUCCAAGGCAAUCUAGUGAAAUACUUUGAAAAACAAGAUGGUCAUGUCAAUCUGGUGGAAAAAUACAGGGAGGACUUUGUGUCCAGUGCCAAAACACUGAGACGAGAGACAGAAAACACAGUGAAGAACAAACUGCAAGGAGCUGUUGAGAUCAAAGAGGGAAUGACAGAACUGGAUGACAUCAAGUGCUCACAAGCAAGUACACUAGACAGAAAAGUGCUGGCUUUGCUUCAAACCUGUAAAAAUAACAAAUCUGUCCUAUCGGAUGAGGCCCUCAGAGAAGAGUUUGAAAGAAUGUGGAAGAAAACUCUGUCUGAGAUUAAAUUCAGAGGACUCCCAAGAAGACAUGUUGCUCAGGAUGCCUUCAGCAUUUUACAUGACCAUUUAUCUAUGAGGUCGGGUUAUGUCAAUAGUAUGUUGAUUGGAAACAGCUUGGUUGAUUGUGGGAAGACACCCUUUGUUGUAGAGUCAGGGGAUUGGUGGCCGAAGACUAAAAGCUUUGUGACGCGCUUGAAUAGAGACCCUCUCAGGAUGAAACUGCAAGAGUUGUGUGACAACAUCAUAAAAAGGUGUCAGGAGUUUAUAACCCAGAAGGUGAAAAACAAAACAGAUUACCAUGAUACUUUCAUCAAAGAGCUGCUUGAAAUAAUUGAUGAAACAUCUCAACAAAACAAGAAAUGUAAAGUUCCUGAGGAAUGUGAGGUUAAACUGAAGCUGCACAUCUGUGGCAUAGCAGCAAGAACAUUUCAGAAGAAACAUGAUGAUUUCAUUGCAUUCAAUGACCCAAGGAAGUGUCUGGAACAGUCUAAGAACAAGUACCUUACACUCUUCAUAGACUUAUUUCAUAACCGAGACCAGUGCCUAAAUAAAGCUGAAGAGUUCUCAAAGCUCUGUUUAGAGCCAGCUGUAAAGGACUAUGUGACCAAAAUGAUAUGUCCUGAUGUGAUUGAUGAAGUGAAGACAGGUAAAGGGUCAGAGGAUUACAGCACCCGAGGAGCUUUCCAGUUCUCCAUUUUGAAACAACUCCUGACUGAUGGAGAAUAUGAGAAAUAUAGAGAAUACAUAAACCGAUAUGAACGUUUUGUGAAGGACUGGCUGUUUGACCACAUUGUUCAACAACUCUCAAAGGACAACAGACUAGAGAAAUUGGAGAAUAAACAUGUUUCAGAGAUAGUCAAGAUCAUCACUGCGGCAAUUUCAAAGAUUAGAAACACAACCCACACUGUAAAAUAUAUCAAGACAUUCAUUCAGAAUAUGUGCUGUGCCCUUGAAGAAAAGCUUGUUUUUCCAAAGGAUGCUCUGGAUUCCAUCAUGACUCUGAACUACUCUGCUAACACAGAACAGUUUGCUGACGACCUUACAGGGUUUGUGGGAAAAAUGGAACAAUCACUGGCAGCUAAAUAUGAGAAGGAAGAAGACAUCAAAGAGAGACUCAAAUCUCUGCCAUUUAACCCUCGGGACAAGAUGUUCACCAGUAUGUUUGGAUGUGGCAAGCAAUGUCCAUUCUGCUGUGCACCCUGUGAAGCAGGAAGUAAGGAGCAUGACAAACACUUCACCUCCAUUCACCGUCCACAAGGUGUCAGGGGUUGGAUGAAUUUAAAGACAACUGUGUUAAGAACUGACAUAUGUUCAUCCUCUGUCAUUAGUGACAGAACAUUCAACACAAACCUGACAGGAGACAAACCUCACCCAUACAAGGACUACCAGACAUAUUACCCUGACUGGACCAUAACUGGAGAUCCCAGCAUCAAGGCUUCAGACUACUGGAAGUAUGUGAUGGACACAUUCAAUGAGACAAUUGCUAAAGACACACAUGCACUUCCUGCUGAUAUCCCAGAGGACUGGAAGGCAAUAACAACUGAUGAUGCACUGAAGAGCUUGAAAAAUGCAUUCAACAUGAAAUAAAGUGGAGAACGAUAUCAUGAUUCUUCUUGACUCAAACUUAUAAUUGGCCAAUCAAAGAUUUCAGACAUGGCAACCAGAAAUAUUUCACCAAGCAUUAAUUUUUUUUUUUAAAUCAAAAAGCCAGAAGCCGGUCACUUCAACCAAGUACUUGUGAAAAAAAUGGCUGAUCUCGCAAUUCCAAUACAAUUUCAUCAUCGCACAGCUGAUUGGGUACUUUUUACCUUUCACUUAUCUUGAUUGGUUUGUUGAAGGAAAAAACUAUUAAUAAAAAAGUACCACCUUUCACAAUCAUAAAAAACUAGAAACAUAUUAGACUAAACUAGGAUACUGACCAUCCAAAAGAUACCACGGAACACUUACCAGAUAGUUGCAGAUAAAAGCCUAUAUUAUAUUGGCAUAUCAAUGCAGGAACACAUGUCGCUACAGGAAACACCUUCAUCAAGGCCUUGUAGCAAGAGUAGUGUUUGAGUGGACAUCACUGAAUGACAGGUACCUGCAGUAUAGGAAGGAAGGAAGGAGGAGUUAUACCAUACAUACUAUAGACUGACAGAUACCUGCAGUAUAGGAAGGAAGGAGAUAUACCAUACAUACUGUAGACUGACAGAUACCUGCAGUAUAGGAAGGAA
Oncorhynchus gorbuscha (pink salmon) is the source of this 7578-nucleotide messenger RNA. RefSeq names its product interferon-induced very large GTPase 1-like. The record is from RefSeq and is a predicted model, not a curated record. The transcript has 20 exons. Gene Ontology annotation, molecular function: zinc ion binding; GTP binding. Lineage: Eukaryota; Metazoa; Chordata; Actinopteri; Salmoniformes; Salmonidae. Bases 248 to 6952 code for a protein of 2234 amino acids.